AUUGAAUUCAACACAAAAAUCUAUCUGAUCUGAUCCAAUCCCGGUAAAUUUGGAAAUUUUGCGUGAAGCAGCUUCCAUUACGAAUACUUUGUACAAUAAGUAUAAACACGAACAAAGCCUGCUAAAAUGUCUAAGGCCCAUCCUCCAGAGUUGAAAAAGUACAUGGACAAACGUUUAUCACUGAAAUUAAACGGUGGUCGUGUCGUGUCCGGUAUUCUACGAGGGUUCGACCCGUUCAUGAAUGUCGUAGUAGACGAAUCAAUCGAAGAAUGCAAAGACGGAACCCGGAACAACAUCGGAAUGGUGGUUAUUCGUGGAAACAGUAUCAUAAUGGUCGAAGCGCUUGAUCGAAUAUAAUCAACCAGUACAAUCAACCUGAACUAGUGUAAUCUGAGCGAGUGAAGCGUGAUGUGAAUGAUUGAAUAAAACUCAACAAUUAAAGGAUACACACACA
This is a messenger RNA of Uranotaenia lowii, 454 nucleotides long. RefSeq names its product probable small nuclear ribonucleoprotein G (gene SNRPG). Gene Ontology annotation, molecular function: RNA binding. Lineage: Eukaryota; Metazoa; Arthropoda; Insecta; Diptera; Culicidae. The transcript is spliced from 3 exons. Gene Ontology annotation, cellular component: SMN-Sm protein complex; U1 snRNP; U5 snRNP. Gene Ontology annotation, biological process: mRNA splicing, via spliceosome; spliceosomal snRNP assembly. The record is from RefSeq and is a predicted model, not a curated record. Bases 127 to 357 code for a protein of 76 amino acids.